Molecule: messenger RNA, 2350 nt
Organism: Haplochromis burtoni (Burton's mouthbrooder)
Lineage: Eukaryota; Metazoa; Chordata; Actinopteri; Cichliformes; Cichlidae
Gene: fam131bb
Product: family with sequence similarity 131 member Bb
Exons: 11
Coding region: 370-1620 (416 amino acids)
Source: RefSeq, a predicted model, not a curated record
GCUGGAGAGUGGAUUUGUUCACGUUCAACGCUAAACUGCUAGUCUGACAGAGACACCAGGGAAGCCCCGCACACCACGAGGUGUCUUUCUGCACCAUUGUUUUUUUUAACGUCAGACCCCCUCUUCGUCCUCCUCCUCCUCCUCCUGCUCUCUUUUCUCUCUGGAUUCUUGCAGCAUUCUUCAUUCAAUGACAUCAACCCUGUUGCCUCUCCUUGUAAGGUGGUGCCUUGGUGACUGAAGUUUGGAUCAGGCAGUGAGACGGCAGCUCCAGGGUCCAAUGAGUGUGAAGCGUCAGAUGGCGUGCCAGUCCAAAAGGAUGGGGAACAACAUGGACGUUCAGAAUUUUCAUGGGAAGGAAUCAAUCUGUCUAUGGAAGACACCACAUCAAUCCUGCCCCGGCUCAAGAGGAACUCAAACGCCUAUGGCAUCGGGGCUCUGGCUAAGUCUUCUCUGUCAGGUGUGUCAGGUGUCACACGCACAAUGAAGGAAAGAGUGACCAAGCCCACAGCCAUGGCCCAGGGUCGUGUCGCUCACAUGAUUGAAUGGCAAAACUGGGGCAUGACGACAGUGGGUUCGGGGAGCGUCCUCCAGUCCCGCAUCACUACCCAGGAGCGAGAAAAGGAGCGGCGGCUGGAGAACGACGCCUACAGUGACCUCAGUGAUGGGGAGAAAGAGGCUCGCUUUGCAGCAGGCAUCCUGCAGCAGUUUGCAAUCUCAGAGGCAACGCUCCUGGCGUGGUCGUCAAUGGAUGGUGAGACUCCGCAGUCAGGAUCAAACCAGGGAAGCGUGGCUCACCUCAGUGAGGUCAACCAGGAGAGCAUCACCAGUCGAGAUCAGAUAUUGCACCACUCCUCAGCGGAGGUGUGGCCUCACACAUACGUCUCCCAGGGCCACUACUGCCUCUCCUCUUCUGACGCUUGGGAGCCCAUCAACAACGAUCCCUCCGUUGUGGCGUCUCCCCCUGCUGGCUCCUACGUUAUGGGUACGGAGGGCUACGAUGGGCAGGCCGCUGCUCACUUCCUGUCUCAGCAACAGCAGCAGCAGUUCACUCUCCAGCAGAGUCAACUACAACAGCUGCAGCAGAUCCAACAGUUUCAGCACUACCACCAACAGCAGCUUCUGCAGUAUCAGCAACAGCAGUCUCUGGAGCACAGGCUACACAGUGCCAACCACUCUUUGCAAGCAACACCCAACAGCACCAUCCACAGUCUGGUUCAUCAAAUUCACCCUCCGCUGGUUGAUCUGUGGAACACGGGGCAGAUGGAAACCUAUCAGGCAGAAGCCGGCGGGUACAUGGGUGUGGCGGCGACAGUGGAGCCAAGCCUGUGCGUUCCCACUGGUGAAGAGAUAGUAGGAACGGAACACUCCCCGCUACUGGAACAGCAGGAGGAGGAGGAGGUCAAGGAAGAAGAUGUGGCACUGUGCAUGGAGCAAGAGUCGGCCACAUUGACUCCACCCACACAACAAGGGGAUGCUUCUGGUGGCAGUAGUCCGGGGCAGCUGCCAGCAGAGCCAAUCACAGAGCGGAAGUUGUCUGAUGUCACUUCUGGUCUCAUUCAGACACUAGAGGAGAAGGAAGAGCCAGAAGAGGGGCCUCCUGCUUCUGUGGCAGCCAACUGAGUUUGUGGCAGACAAGAGACAAAUGAAGAACUGACUGGGGAGUCAGCAAGAAAUGAGCAUAAUAACACAAUAUAUCUCUAUUACUCUGUUCCUUUUCAGGUAUCAAAACCACAACUUUUUUGGUUGCAAGGUCAUUUCUUCAUAAUGGUGAGAAAUAGAUUUGGUGGACUCCCAAUAACAGUAGAGCUGAUGCAACAAUGGACACCUGUUUCUUUGCAAGCCUUACAUCCCAAAGGUAACUGAAGAAAAGACAGAUGAAGGCGGAAGAGAAGCACCAACCGAGUGAAUUAUAUCCACCGGGAAACUGCACUGAGACAAAAAAGAGGGGAAUGGAAACAUGCAUGCUUUUUAUGAGACAAGCAACUCAACCCUGUCAUCAUCUAAUAAUGAUAAUAGAAAUCUAAAGUAAUAAAAAAAUAACAAUAAUUUUGUAAUAAAAGAAACAAAAAAAAGAACAACAAUCUAUGUAUAAGUGUAUGAUAAGAUAUGAGAUUUCCAGUGGGAGAACUACUCUGUUUACAGCUGUUAUUCAACACAUAAGAUAGAGUUUAGUCAAAUUUAUUUCCCCAUUGCAUCAAACACAUGCACUAUACUUUACAUCUGGCAACCCAAGCACUUUCACAGAUGAUUGAAGUAGGCCCAGAAAAUCUCAGCAUUUCAGUGAAAUGCAGUUUUCCCCGAGGCACAAUCCAGGGACAGGCUCGCCCUGCUGACUGGACACCCAAAAACC